Molecule: messenger RNA, 3873 nt
Organism: Condylura cristata (star-nosed mole)
Lineage: Eukaryota; Metazoa; Chordata; Mammalia; Eulipotyphla; Talpidae
Gene: AGBL5
Product: ATP/GTP binding protein-like 5
Exons: 13
Coding region: 157-2649 (830 amino acids)
Biological process (GO): protein deglutamylation; proteolysis
Molecular function (GO): metallocarboxypeptidase activity; zinc ion binding
Source: RefSeq, a predicted model, not a curated record
ACCGCGGCGCUCGGGUUUUGUUUGGGUCCUGGGAGGAGGGCCCAGGUGCCGGGGCCCGAGGUGGCGCCUCGCUAGCGGGAGAGGGAGCGGGAGCACCGGCCCGGAGAGAGCUCUCAGGGCCAGAGUGGGGCAGGAGGAUGCUUCCCCACCCCCGCCAUGGAGCUGCGCUGUGGGGGAUUGCUGUUCAGUUCUCGCUUUGAUUCAGGGAACCUAGCCCAUGUGGAGAAGGUGGAGCCUGUGUCUAGUGAUGGGGAAGGAGUAGCAGGUGGGGCACCAGCCCCUACCAGCACUGUUGUUUCUUCCCCUGACUAUGAAUUCAAUGUGUGGACACGACCAGACUGUGCUGAAACGGAAUUUGAGAAUGGGAACAGGUCAUGGUUUUACUUCAGUGUCCGGGGAGGGACUCCAGGGAAGCUCAUCAAGAUCAACAUCAUGAACAUGAACAAGCAAAGCAAACUGUACUCCCAGGGUAUGGCCCCAUUUGUGCGCACGCUGCCCACCCGGCCACGCUGGGAACGCAUUCGAGACCGCCCUACUUUUGAGAUGACAGAGACGCAGUUUGUGCUAUCCUUCGUUCACCGAUUUGUGGAGGGCCGUGGGGCCACUACCUUCUUCGCCUUCUGCUACCCCUUCUCCUACAGUGACUGCCAGGACUUGCUGAAACAGCUAGACCAGCGCUUUCUGGAGAACCACCCUACCCAUAGCAGCCCCUUGGACACCAUCUAUUACCACCGGGAAAUCCUUUGCUAUUCUCUGGAUGGACUUCGUGUAGAUCUGCUAACAGUCAGCUCCUGCCAUGGACUUCAAGAAGAUCGAGAGCCCCGUCUAGAGCAGCUGUUUCCUGAUAUCGGCACCCCCCGACCGUUCUGUUUCACAGGCAAGAGGAUAUUCUUCUUAAGCAGUAGGGUACACCCUGGGGAGACGCCAUCUAGCUUUGUCUUCAACGGCUUUCUGGAUUUCAUCCUUCGACCUGAUGACCCCCGGGCCCAAACCCUACGUCGCCUCUUUGUCUUUAAGCUGAUUCCCAUGCUGAACCCUGAUGGUGUGGUCCGGGGUCACUACCGCACAGACUCACGUGGAGUGAAUCUGAACCGUCAGUACCUGAAGCCCGAUGCAGUCCUGCACCCGGCCAUCUACGGGGCUAAAGCUGUGCUUCUCUACCACCAUGUGCACUCCCGUCUCAACCCCCAGGCCUCCUCUGAACACCAGCACAACUCCCAUCUCCCUCCUGAUGCCCCCCUUUCUGACCUUGAGAAAGCCAACAAUCUCCAAAAUGAAGCUCACCUGGAGCCCUCAUCGGCCGGGGAUAACCCGGAGGCCUGGACGCUGACAGAGCCAACAGAGCAAAAACCCGACAGCAUGUGGAUUGUGCCACAACAGGCUGAGGGGGAGCAGCCAGCCCCCGACUCCAUCCCUCCGAAAGAGAGUGGCGUUGCUUACUACGUGGACCUGCACGGGCACGCUUCCAAACGAGGCUGCUUCAUGUACGGCAACAGCUUCAGUGAUGAGAGCACGCAGGUGGAAAAUAUGCUGUACCCCAAGCUCAUCUCCCUGAACUCAGCACACUUCGAUUUCCAGGGCUGCAAUUUCUCAGAAAAGAACAUGUAUGCCCGAGAUCGCAGAGACGGCCAGUCGAAGGAGGGAAGCGGCCGUGUUGCAAUCUACAAAGCCUCAGGGAUAAUCCACAGCUACACACUUGAGUGCAACUACAACACUGGACGCUCGGUCAACAGCAUCCCUGCUGCCUGCCAUGACAAUGGGCGCGCCAGCCCCCCGCCCCCACCAGCGUUCCCCUCCAGAUACACUGUGGAGCUGUUUGAGCAGGUGGGACGAGCUAUGGCCAUUGCCGCCCUGGACAUGGCCGAAUGCAACCCGUGGCCACGAAUUGUGCUGUCGGAACACAGCAGCCUCGCCAACCUCCGGGCCUGGAUGCUUAAACACGUGCGAAGCAGCCGUGGCCUGAGCAGCACUGUGAACAUGGGUGUCAGCAAGAAGAGAGGCUCUCGGACUCCACCCAAAGUCAACAAUGGAUUGCCCGUUUCCUGCUCUGAAAAUACCUUGAACCGCACGCGGAGUUUUAGCACUGGCACAAGUGCUGGUGGUAGCAGCAGCAGCCAACAAAAUUCACCACAGAUGAAGAGCUCCCCCAGCUUCCCUUUUCAUGGCAGUCGGCCUACAGGGCUGCCAGGCCUGGGCUCCAGCACCCAAAAAGUCAGCCACCGGGUGCUGGGCCCCGUCAGAGAGCCCAGAUGCCAGGACAGGAGACGGCGGCAACAGCCACUGACCCAUCGCUCUACUUCAAGCAGCCUGAUCCCAGCCCCAACUCCUGCUAAUUCUGGUCCAGCCUCCUCACGAAACAUGGGUCCCUGCCUGCUGCCCAACUCACUCAGCAUAUCAGGGAGCAGCUGUUCAUUCCUAUCCUCAGGGGACAAGCCAGAGGCUGUCAUGGUGAUUGGGAAAGGUCUCCUAGGGACUGGUGCCCGGAUGCCCUGUAUCAGGACCCGAUUACAGGUAACAUUUUGGGGUCUUCCCUGGUCCCCAGCUAACAGCUAUGGCAGAGCCCAGCAAGGCAUUUCAUCUGGACAGUGGGAGGGAAAAUGUUACCGCCUCUCCCAGCCACAUCAAGAGCUGCUCUUGCCCCCCUUCUGACUCCAUUGCCCCCCUACCCUUCAGCCAGGUCUCUUGCUUGCUUCCAACCCAUGUCCCACCAGUUGUAACCCACCCUAAGCCCGCUAGCUCUUCCUGCCCCUCCCCUUAGCUUCUCCUCUCUUUCUGCCCAGACCUGCCCGAGGAGAGUUCCCGCCAGAAGGGGUCCCGGAUUCCCCAGGUAACACAUGUGGCUGCUGCUCCUAGGACAGCUACGCAACCAAUUCUGAUUCAGUCCCGAUCCCCAUGUGAGGCUGGCUACCCUUGGGUGUUGGCAGAAACUGACUGUAUGGGUGAAGCUUACGCUGCUCUGGCAGGGGCUGAGGCAGACUCUGAGGGAGGUCUAGCGAUCCUCCAGGAGGUGUCCACAGUGUCAUACUAUUCAGCCACACCUGACUGAGGGUAAAUGCUGGGCCCUUUUGCCUCCCCUGGUUGAGCAAGACUUAAGAGUGUGGUCAUAGACAAACCCUGGAGUUCUGUCGUUCUGCCUCACCCUCUCAGCUAGGGACAGUGCCCAGAAAUGAAAGAUUCCAGUACCUGUGUUUACUCCACUACACUCUUUCUGCAUGCAAACUCUAGAAGCUAACCUAGAGGCAAAAAAGCUCACAGAAGAAUCUAGCCUCUUAGCUUACCCCAUGUCCACACAGGCUAGGCCCAGGUUGGGCCGGGGCUCACCGCCGACUUGCAGAGGGAUGAGAGGCUCUUCGGGCCCCACAUCCCCUAUUCCCGGGACCAGGGAGAGCAGUGAGCUGGAGCCGGGACCCUGCUCUGCACCAGGGUGAGCACACAGUUCAGUCCCUCACCCCACCUCUCACUUCUAGCCCCUCAUCUCCGUUCUGUCUUUCAGGACCAUUGUCUUCUUUCCCUGUUCCCUUUGACCCCAAAAGACUGAAUGUACUUUUAUUAAGAAUCUAGCCCGUCUUCCCUGUCAUAGCCUCAAUCUUUACUUCAAUGUAUUAGAAAACAAACUUCAAGUUAGGGCCCAAGGCCUGGGAGCUGGCUGGUUCCAGCAUCAGGCCACAGUGUAAGACUCAGCCUGCUUAUCCUUACCUAGCUCACUUGUUAGCUCCCAACCCCUGGCUAAAAGCUCAGAAGAGGGGCAGAGUGUCCAUAGCCCUGACACUGUUUUCUUCUCUGUUGCAGGAUGCCUCAGGCCGGGCCCCCACGGCCCCACUCUGCCCCUGCCUUUUCUCCUCUCUCUUGUAGUCUCUCUGACUCCCAGUCCCG